GCCCCUGGAAAGCUGGACCCUAGCCUUGAAGAUCACUAUCUUUCACGGCAUGUCUUGCGCACAAUAUCGUUGUCCCUGCCAGGGACAGCAUCAAUGACGCUGUGAAUGUGUGAGGCGCAGUCACAACGUUCAAUGAUCUGAUACGGAGCGUCCGACAUUUAAUUCGCCUCUUCACUGAUAUUAAAUGUCCGAACAUUCAUGUAAUUUACAAGAGCUCUUCAAUUGAGAGUCUUCAAUUGCUCCAAGAUAUCCAAGUUACCACUUGCAACAAUAUACUUACUUCACAAGCAUGGUACAUUUCGGUGGCAAGCCGUCGACAGGCUGCGAAUCAUGUCGAGCACGAAAGAUAAAGUGCGACCAAAAGCCAGGUGGAUGUGUCAAUUGCGAAAAGAAGGGCUAUGGAUGCUCUGGCUACCGGGAUGAAAUCGACUUGAGAUUUCGACAUGAAAGCCAGCACGUCGCUCAAAAGUCUAGAGACAGAGAGGCAAGGAGGAAAGCUUCCAGGUCACCUCUGCCUGGAUCAUCAGCCUCUUCCUCAUCGGCCAACACGUCUCGCCCUCCUGAAUUCUCUCAAAGCAAGUCUGGAAACAGUAGUGCUUCAAUGUUGGACACGAGGAGAGCACUCGGCGAUGACUUGAUAUCCUCUCAACAAGACAGCUUCUUGCCAGAUCCAGCUCUAUCCUACGUGCUGUCUCCAAAUCUCGACGAUCAAGCUCUAGCGUUCUUCUUCUCAAACCACGUUAUCGGCGAAUGGCGGGCAUCCUAUAGAGCCAAUCUCAACUCUUACGGCAUGGACGAUGCCCUCUUCGCAGCCGUGAAAGCAGUUGGUCUCGCUGGAAUCUCAGGCCAUGCUCACACACCAGACAUGAGCGUCGAAGCAAGGAAACGUUACCUAGCAGCCAUCCAAAGCGUCAACAAUGCCAUUGUUUUCCCCGAGAGUGCGAAGAGGGACAGUACCCUCGUUUCCAUCAUGCUAUUAAGUCAAAUUGAAGCUCUCGAAUGCUCUGCUCCACGAUCACUAACGGCUUGGGAGAACCAUGUCAAGGGAGCUGCCGCUGUGCUCAAGUUACGAGGAGCGGAGAAACUGACAACUCCUCUCGAGGUUCGACUGUUUGUGCAAGCAGUUUCUGGUUUGAUUGUUUGCUGUCUGAAGAAUCGAAUCCAUUUGCCAGACCAUUUAUUUGAAUUGAGGGAUGUUGCGGGGCAAUGUAUGCAGACAAAUGCACCUGGAUGGCGAAUGUUCCAUAUGCAUAUGCUGGUCACGCAGUUUGCAGCUGAUAUCAAACACAAAAUACUCACAGAUCCGCAAUCCAUUAUCUCACGCGCACUAGAGUUGGACGAAAUGGUAUCACUGAUAUUCCUCGAUUCAGGACCAGAAUGGACAUUUGAGACCAUAUACGACGACUCCCAUCCCGAAAUCAUCCUCCUCGGCCAUUACUAUGUGUACAAGACAUUCAUGUCUGCAGAAGUCUGGAACGGAAUGCGAUCCACUCGAGUCCUUCUCCACGACCAGAUUCGGAGUACGCUCCUGAAAGGUUUCGCUACGCAACCUCCUUUAUUCUCUGACGAGAUAUACGCAGUGCAAUUCCAAGCUUCAACAGACAUCCUAUACGAGAUGCAAAAUGGACUCUUGGCUAGCAUCCCACAGCAAUUCCUCGUUAUGCCUACCUCAAGCAAUGCGCCAUUCAGGUUCCCGUGGUCGAAUUUUCAACCGGAUAUCUAUAACCCAAGUCAAAAUUCCUCGCCCGUGUUGGAACGGAUACCGCUCAUGAGAAAUGUUGGGGGAUACUUGUUGCCGUGGCUGUUGUAUAGGACGGGUAAUAUGAGUAUCACGAAGAAGGAGACCCUGGAUGCGAUUUUGAGGUUGUUGAGGUUAGCUGGGAGUGAGAUGGGGAUUCAGAUGGCGUUUGUGUUGGCUGAGCAUCUGGAGGCAAAGUUUGCUGCUGCGACUGAUCACUGA
Mollisia scopiformis is the source of this 1960-nucleotide messenger RNA. RefSeq lists its product as uncharacterized. Gene Ontology annotation, biological process: regulation of DNA-templated transcription. Gene Ontology annotation, molecular function: zinc ion binding; DNA-binding transcription factor activity, RNA polymerase II-specific. Lineage: Eukaryota; Fungi; Ascomycota; Leotiomycetes; Helotiales; Mollisiaceae. The record is from RefSeq and is a predicted model, not a curated record. Bases 290 to 1960 code for a protein of 556 amino acids. The transcript is spliced from 2 exons.